GUCUGUGUCUGUCGGUGUGCGCAACUUUCCCGUUGUUGCAGUACUUGGAUAACCUGGCCGGGAUCAAGUUUGAGAUUUCACGUGCUACCGUCUGAUACGGAGGACGGUAUGGAGCGGGGAGCUCUGGAGCUGUAGCCAGCCGAAAACUCCAUCUCAGACGGACAUGAGGUAGCCCGUCUCAGCGGGAACCCCCCUUCCCCUCCCCGGCGUGGCACAUCUGGGAGACGUCCCCCCUCGCCUGCCCUGAUUCAUGAGCCAGCAGGAUGCCACUGCGGUGCUCGCGCUCUCCGAACGGCUCCUCGUAGCGGCGCUCAAAGGACACGCCGACAAUGUGGUGCAGCUCAUCAACAAGGGCGCCAAAGUAGCCGUCACCAAGUACGGCCGGACUCCCCUGCACUUGGCCUCGUACAAGGGUCACAUCGAGGUUGUGCGCAUUCUCCUGAAAGCCGGCUGCGACCUGGACAUUCAGGACGAUGGUGACCAGACGGCCCUUCACCGUGCGGCUGUAGUGGGAAACAGUGAUGUAAUUUCUGCUCUUAUCCAGGAAGGGUGUGCUCAGGACCGUCAGGACAAGGAUGGCAACACUGCUCUGCACGAGGUCUCUUGGCAUGGAUUCAGUCAGUCAGUCAAACUGCUGGUCAAGGCAGGAGCCAACGUCCAUGCAAAAAACAAGGCAGGUAACACCGCCCUCCACCUGGCCUGCCAGAACGGGCAUGCUCAAAGCUCACGGCUGCUCCUACUUGGGGGAUCCAGGCCAGACAGCAAGAAUAAUGUAGGUGAUACCUGCCUGCAUGUAGCCUCCCGCUACAAUCAUGUGGCUAUGAUCCGGAUCCUCCUGGGCGCCUUCUGCUCCGUCAACGAGAAGAAUCAGGCCGGCGACACUCCCCUCCAUAUCGCUGCUUCCCUGAACCACAAGAAAACAGUCAGACUCCUCCUGGAGGCUGGCACUGACAGCACCAUCAAGAACAAUGCUGGUCAGACUGCACUGGACCAGGCUAGAGAACACAACAAUCCUGAAGUGGCUCUGCUCUUAGCUAAAGCCCCUCAGGUUCAGAGCUUCACCCGGGGCAGGAGUGUGAGAGAGCGAAGGGAUAAGUGGAAGGCAGAGGGUCGAGCGCAGUCUGUCCCCCGGGACGAGGUGCUGCCCAGCAAGGAGAGCGUUUCUGCGGCCGAUGAAACCCACAGCAGUGACUAUGUGGGCCGCAGACAGGGCGAACGCCCGAGAGAGCCCACAGAGAACAAGGGAAAGAGCCCCGCCAAGAAGAACAAGAAGAAACACAAGGAGAAGCCCUCGCUCUCAGAACCCCUCAGCCAGAGGGAUAACAAGCACAGUGAAGCUGCUCCCAGGAAGAACAAGCAGCACGCUUCCACCAUUCCAGCUCCCACGUCCCAACCUCCCCACUGCUACAAGGCCUAUCAGCUGUACACACUCUACCGGGGGAAAAACGGCAAGAUCAUGCAGGCUCCCAUAAAUGGCUGCCGCUGUCAACCGCUCAUCUCCAAGCUGGAAAACCAGCUGGAGGCCACCAAGGAGGAGAUGCGGUCGGAGAUUCAUACCGUCCAGGAGAGGAUGAAUAGCAAACUGGGGGAGCUAGACCGCAAGAGCAAGCAUCAGAUCAAAGCACUGGAUAAAAUCACGGUGGAGAGGGUGUCGGCGGAGCGGUCUGAGUGCCUCCAUCGAAUCGACCAGAGGGCCAUGCUGGAGCGACUGGAGGGAGAAAGAAGACAGCAGGCCUCAGUGGUAAACGACCUGAAAAACUGGUGCUUGUCCAAGAUCCAGAACAUCGAGGUGCGCUUCACCGGGGACGGCCGGAACUCCCGGCAGCGCCAGGCCCCGCAUGCGAAUGAGGCGGCCCCAGACGGGGGGCUCUUUGCAGAGAGCACCUCCCCUUUGCCCCCCCCGAGCCCGGCCAAUGGGGCCCCUGCUUUGGAGGGGUCCAGCGCAGAGGCUUCAGGCCACCAUUACUUUGUGGUCCAGGUGGACAGCUCUCCAGACGACAGACAGAAUGUGCCAGAACACUCCACCCCUCCUCCCAAGUCCCUGCCAUCAUCUCCUAUGGUGGUGCGUCCCAAAGAACGCGCGCAGGCCGUCGCUGACCUCCGGAGGCUGGACCAGGAACUGCAGGGGAUGUCCCUGUUGGACCCAGGGCAGGAGCAGGGCCAGGGUCGAUCGAGCAGAGCCAGCAGGGCCAGCAGCCUGUCCCCCGCCAUAGAGAGGCGCUGCGGAGGCAGGCUAGACCGUGACCGCGACCGGGACAGAGACCGGGAGCGCGGUCGGGACAGGGCCAGGCACCACAAAAAACACUCCCAGGGCAGGACUAAGGGCAAACGGGACAGGCAGCAGGGAAGCGGCACUCACACUCUGGAGGUUUUCGCAGACAGGCCGACGGAGCCCUCCUUCACCCAGGAGAGGAACGCCAUGCAUGCGGUAGAGGUGACACAGUACUUCUUCGAGGCCGUCUCCACGCAGAUGGAGCGCUGGUACGAAAGGAAGAUCCAGGAGGCCCGCUGGCAGGCAGACCAGAAAGCCCAGCAGGACCGGGUGGACCUGCUGGAGCGGAUCAGCUUCCUGGAGGCCGAGCUGAGCCUGCUCAGGACUGGCGUGCAAGAGGAGAGCUAACACAGACAGUGCUACCACACUGGGGACUGUAUCUUGAAGGAGGAUCAGUGUUCGCUGGAUAACUGCACUGAGUAAAACCCAGAAAGGGAGCUGUUUGGGGCAGCCUAUUAGCUAGUGGCUAAGUUGCUUGACUAGGUUUUAUAGGUUGGUAGUUCAAAACUGAGUGUAAAACUAAAACUAAGACCCAUGCAGCUGUAGGCCUUUGAGCAAGGCCCUUAACCUCACAUUGCUCCAGGGGGAUUGACCCCUGCUUCAUUAACUGUAAUGUGAUGUUUUACUUAGUGCAGUUAUCCAGUGAACUAAGUAAUUGUGGUCUACUUGUCAAGACAAUUUAUGCUCUAACAGUUUUUAAGCUUGUACAGACUGUGUACAUAUGUGUAAAUAUGUUAUGUGAGGUCAAAUGGGCAGCUGUUUACAGAACAUGUUCGAAUACAAUCAGUAAAACAUAUGCAACAGAGCAUUACAACAUAAAUUCAUAUACUGUAAGCAAAAAAGACCAUCACAAUCCAUUCUCGUGCAGUUACUCUCAAAGGAACGGGACUGUAGCAGCCACUUAAUGCCCAAAUCCAUCCUCAUUUUAUAUUUUUCUACCUUGUUCAAUUACUUUUACAAAACAUUUAUACACUUCCGGUUUACUUGAUGUUACUUAAUGUUCACAGCUAUGCACUGCCUUUUUCCUGAAGUAAUUACCACAUUGUUGUAUCCUUUUGAAACUUUGAGACUCCAAGGACUUGUGAGAAGACAACGUUGCUAGAGUUUUUAGAAUAUUUAAAGGCUUAUGUUUGGCUAUGUGUCAAGAUUGUCAUUUUGGUGAAAUUUUAGAAAAUGUGUAGCAUCAGUGUAUAGUAACAAAUACAAUUCAGCCAUGGUUAUGAUACAAAUCCUCAUGAACGAUGACUGGAAAAAUAUCUGUAUGGAUUUAUAUUGUUGAAUCACCAUGUAGUGUUUCUGCCGGCUGUCAGUUCAUAUACUUUAACCACACAAAAUCUCAAACAAUGGCAGUACCUAUUUGGUCAUCACCAUGUUUUAACCACACAAAUAUUAGUUUAAUGGAAAAUAUUAGUGAAGCUGUCACUUCAGUUGCAAAAUUAGUGGUCAUAUUGUCAAUUAUAGCUCACUUAGCACAAACCUGUUAUUCAUAAUGUAUGUGCAUUCUGUAUGUGGUCCACAUUCUGAGCGAGUUUGUGUAUUCUAUACAUUCUAUACAUAUUUGACCAAUACGAGUGAGACUAAAAUACAAAUACAUAGGUAUGCCAAUAAAGCAUCUGCUGGCAAAAUAAUGCCACCUUAAAGAAUCUGCUUUCAUUACAAAAUUCACCUUUGCAUUGUGUCAAAAGGAUUUUGAGCUCCCCAAAAUGUUCUACGUAUUGUGUAUGAAAACAACAGGUCAUGGUUGUAAAUUAAGUAUAAUUUAUUGUGUUAAACCACAAAUAGAUAACCUCGGGAUGUCUUAAUAAAAUGCAUUUUGAAACAA
Conger conger (European conger) is the source of this 4094-nucleotide messenger RNA. RefSeq names its product ankyrin repeat domain 6b (gene ankrd6b). Lineage: Eukaryota; Metazoa; Chordata; Actinopteri; Anguilliformes; Congridae. Gene Ontology annotation, cellular component: cytoplasm; nucleus. The coding region runs from base 251 to 2620 and encodes 789 amino acids. The transcript is spliced from 16 exons. Gene Ontology annotation, molecular function: protein binding. The record is from RefSeq and is a predicted model, not a curated record.